Molecule: messenger RNA, 1743 nt
Organism: Fundulus heteroclitus (mummichog)
Lineage: Eukaryota; Metazoa; Chordata; Actinopteri; Cyprinodontiformes; Fundulidae
Gene: fntb
Product: farnesyltransferase, CAAX box, beta
Exons: 12
Coding region: 149-1435 (428 amino acids)
Biological process (GO): protein farnesylation
Cellular component (GO): protein farnesyltransferase complex
Molecular function (GO): protein farnesyltransferase activity
Source: RefSeq, a predicted model, not a curated record
AGCUGGCUGUUCUCUCGGCUUUUUACGCCCACUUCAGCAAAGAAAUCAGGAAAAAAAAAAAAGAAAAAAGUAUCAAAACAACGUGAGAGUGGACGUUCCCGUUCCAUAGCUGAAUCUCUGCCGUGGCAGCGAGUCUUUCCCCACCACCAUGGACGGCGUUCCCACUCCCCUGCGGUGCUUCGGCGAGCAGCACCCGGCGGAAAUGUUCGUGGAUGACGGGGUGGAAACGGUGACUUCGGUGGAGCAGAAAAAAGUGGAGGACACCAUUGAAGAAGCCAUCAAUGUUUACAAGCAGAUGCACAGCUUACCGCAGCCAGCAUUAUUGAGGGAGCAACAUUAUCAGUAUCUUAAGAAAGGUUUACGUCACCUAUCGGAUGCUUACGAGUGUCUGGAUGCGAGCAGACCGUGGCUUUGCUUCUGGAUUCUUCACAGUCUGGAGUUACUGGAGGAGCCCAUUCCUUCUGCUGUCGCCUCUGAAGUAUGUCAGUUUCUGGCACACUGUCAGAGCCCAACAGGGGGUUUCGCUGGAGGACCGGGGCAACACGCCCACCUGGCACCCACCUACGCUGCCGUCAACGCCCUCUGCAUCAUCGGCACAGAAGAGGCCUACGCCGUGAUAGACAGGGAGAAGCUUUUAGAUUUCCUAUGGUCAUUGAAGCAGCCAGAUGGCUCCUUUGUGAUGCACGUUGGAGGGGAGGUGGAUGUCAGGAGCGCUUACUGCGCAGCUUCUGUCGCGUCGCUCACAAACAUCAUGACGCCUAAACUGUUUGAAGACACGACCAACUGGAUCCUCAGCUGUCAGAACUGGGAGGGCGGUCUGAGCGGCGUUCCAGGCCUGGAGGCACACGGCGGUUACACUUUCUGUGGCAUGGCCGCCCUCGUCAUCCUGGGCAAAGAGCACAUGCUGGAUCUGAAGGCUUUGCUACGCUGGGUGGUCAGCAGACAGAUGCGAUACGAGGGAGGCUUCCAGGGUCGCUGCAACAAGCUGGUGGACGGCUGCUACUCCUUUUGGCAAGCUGGACUCUUGCCUCUACUCCACAGAGCCUUAUUCAACGAUGGAGAGUCGGAGCUCAGUCGGCAGCGGUGGAUGUUCGACCAGCAGGCCCUGCAGGAGUACAUCCUGCUGUGCUGUCAGAGUCCAACGGGGGGCCUUCUGGAUAAGCCCGGCAAAUCCAGGGACUUCUACCACACGUGUUACUGCCUCAGCGGCCUCUCCAUAGCACAGCACUUUGGGAACAUGGAGCAUUACCACGAGGUGGUCCUGGGCAAGGAGGAGAACCGGCUGGCUCCGACUCAUCCAGUUUACAACAUCGGUCCUGAGAAGGUGGCUCAGGCCUUGCAGCACUUCUGCCGGCUGCCCGUCCCCAGCAGGCCGGCGGGACCUCCUGCCGACUCGGCACCAUCAGAACCGGCUUCUGGCGGGCCUCAGUCGUAGGUCGUCCCCCCCCCGGUAGCAUCGCUUUCAACCUGCAAACUCUGCGGUACUGGACCCGAUCCAAGUAGGGAGUGGAUGAAAUAAGGGAGCGGACCCACAGUCGAGACAGGGCUGGAGUUUAGGAGCAUUUUUUAUUUUAUUUUAUUUCCCUGCAGACAGCUCAACAUUAUUGUCUGGACAUUUUUUAAUCCAGAUGUAUUCUUGCUUGUUGCAGACUUUUUUUUUGGUCCUAUAAAAAAGGAAAUUGUAACUUUGUAAGAUUUCAGUAUCACCUGACUUAAUAAAGGUUUAUACAGCAGUUGUCAUAA